Centropristis striata (black sea bass) is the source of this 2038-nucleotide messenger RNA. RefSeq names its product zinc finger protein ZFP2-like. Lineage: Eukaryota; Metazoa; Chordata; Actinopteri; Perciformes; Serranidae. The transcript is spliced from 2 exons. The record is from RefSeq and is a predicted model, not a curated record. The coding region runs from base 63 to 1109 and encodes 348 amino acids. Gene Ontology annotation, molecular function: DNA-binding transcription factor activity; RNA polymerase II cis-regulatory region sequence-specific DNA binding. Gene Ontology annotation, biological process: regulation of transcription by RNA polymerase II.
GAAGAAGAAGGAGAAGAAGAAGAAGAAGAAGAAGAAGACGAAGAAGGAGAAGAAGAAGAAGAAUGAGUCCUCCCAAAAAGAAACAGGGAGAAAAUGAGAGACUCAAACAUCACCAGCAUCAGCUCUGUAACAAAUCCUUCACAACAGUUCAAAGUUUAAAGGUUCAUCAACGCAUUUACACUGGAGAGAAACCGUAUGGCUGUGACCAGUGUGGGAACACUUUCACCACGUCACAGAGCCUGCGACAACAUCAACGCAUUCACACUGGAGAGAAACCGUACAGCUGUGAUGAAUGUGGGAAGUCUUUCACUCAGUUAGGGAACCUGAGACGACAUCAACGCAGUCACACUGGAGAGAAACCAUACGGCUGUGAGCAGUGUAGGAACUCAUUUACAACGGCAUAUGGCCUGAGAACACAUCGACGCAGUCACUCUGGAGAGAAACCGUACAGCUGUGACCACUGUGGGAGUGCCUUUGCCACAUCAGAGUACCUGAAAAAACAUCAACGCAGUCACACUGGAGAGAAACCGUACGGCUGUGUCCAAUGUGGGAGUGCUUUCGCCACAUUGGAUUACCUGAAAAAACAUCAAAGCGUUCACACUGGAGAGAAACCGUACAGCUGUGACCAAUGUGGGAACUCGUUCACCACAUCACGAAGCCUGAGACAUCAUCAACGCAUUCACUCUGGAGAGAAACCGUACAGCUGUGACCAGUGUGGGAAGUCUUUCACCAGGUCACAGAACCUGAAACAUCAUCAACGCAUUCACACUGGAGAGAAACCGUACAGCUGUGACCAGUGUGGGAGUGCUUUCACUAUGGCAGAAAACCUGAGACAACAUCAACGCAUUCACACUGGAGGGAAACCAUACGGCUGUGACCAAUGUGGGAAGUCUUUCACCAGGUCACAGAACCUGAAACAUCAUCAACGCAUUCACACUGGAGAGAAACCAUACGGCUGUGCCCAAUGUGGGAAGUAUUUCACCACGUCACAGAACCUGAGACAACAUCAACGCAUUCACACUGGAGAGAAACCGUACAGCUGUGACGAAUGUGGGAAGUAUUUCACCACGUCACAGAACCUGAGACAACAUCAGUGCAUUCACACUUGAGAGAAACCGUACAGCUGUGAGCAGUGUGGGAGUGUUUUCUCUCGUGCAGAAUACCUGAGACAACAUCAACGCAUUCACACUGGGGAGAAACCAUACUGGUGCGACCAAUGUGGGAAAUUGUUUUCCCGGAGUAGUCCCCUUAAACGUCACCAACGCGUACACACAACGUCUUCUUAAGUAUUUUUAAAGCCAAGCUAGCUGUUUCUUCAUGCCUCCUUUACAUGUGCUGUGUUGUUAUAUUCUGAGCUUCUCUCUGAAACUACAGACAGCAGUAACUGAGUCUGACUGCUGUAGUUUGAUCCAGUGAGGAGGAUGAGGCGAAGAAUGAACAGAGAUACUAAACUCUCCAGAGUUCAAACUCAGACUGAACAAACCUUUAUUAUUGUGACAUUCUGAGAAAUUAAAAACAUUAUUCUAAACAUGAUUUGCUUUUAUUCUUUUUCUCCCCAGUUAAGGUGAUUUUUGUUGUUGAACCUGCAUCCUGUCAGAGUUGUUGCUGUAAUAAUCUUGUUUUUAUAUUCAGAUCAAAUGUUUGGACACAAAGAGGCUUUGACUUAUCAUUUCAUACUAAUAAAUAAUUAAUACUUGGAUCAGUGUUUGUUGAUCUGUUGUUUCUUUCAUUCUCAGCAUCAACAUGUUCAUUAUUAUUAAUUAUCUGACACCAGUGGGAUAAUAAAUGACAUUAAAGCCCACACAGCCUGUAAUCAGUGGUGGGAUGUAACUUAUUACAUUUACUGAAGAAAUGUACCUCACUACAAUUUAAAGGUAGUUCUACUUAAUUUGGUAGGAUAUUUUCACUUGUCACUUUAUACUUAUAAUCCACUACAUUUUAAAAUUAAAUAUUGGACUUUAUAAUCCACUAUAUUUAACUGACAGUUUUGGUUACUUAACAUGAAAAGAUUUAACAUGAAAAAAAAAUGUUUAAAGAU